AUUAUUUUAGUGAUCGGUCUGAUUGUAUGCCGACCACAACCACAGCGAAUCGAUGUUUCGUUCUCAAGCCAUUAUUGGGAAUGUCAUGCAACGCGGGCUGCUACCGAUAUCGUGUUUCUGAUAUUAUCCACAGUAUAUGCAGCUGCCAUGCUCCUGUUUGCCACGUUCUUGGCGUACAAAACCCGUGCUGCCGGUCAGCGAUAUAGCCAUUAUAGCGAGACGAAACAGAUGGGUUUGUCGGUCUACAAUAUUUUAUUUUCGGCAUUGGUCGGAUUCGCUGUCUUGGUUAAUCCAAUGGCCGACUUUUACACGAAAUACUACAUUCAAGUCAUCACUAUUCUAUGGGCAACAACGUUUUCUCUGCUUGCUCUAUUUCUGCCCAAAGUUCAUGCAUUUGUCAAGCAACAACGCAAG
Molecule: messenger RNA, 414 nt
Organism: Zychaea mexicana
Lineage: Eukaryota; Fungi; Mucoromycota; Mucoromycetes; Mucorales; Lichtheimiaceae
Exons: 2
Biological process (GO): gamma-aminobutyric acid signaling pathway; G protein-coupled receptor signaling pathway
Cellular component (GO): membrane; G protein-coupled receptor heterodimeric complex
Molecular function (GO): G protein-coupled GABA receptor activity
Source: RefSeq, a predicted model, not a curated record